AAAAGGCAAGCACGAGCCAGUGAUCUGACAUCAAGUUUCAUUGACGACCGUACGCUCAGGUUGCUGUACUGACGCUGCCGCCGCACUCUUGUGCUUUCGCCGUCAAAAAACUCACCGGAAACAUUGAAUUAGCGAACGUCGACCCCCGAUUGAACACAUCGUCGCAUUUUCAUUAAUUUUCAUCGGUGCUUCCUUGUCCAAUGGCGUACUUGCGGAUUGUCUCGCAGAGAAUUUGCACGACCAAAAAGCUCGCAUCCAACACCCCCUUGAUUAAGUUUGUGCCGACUACUUUCAAGUCGACGCAUGCCAUCAACGUAGAGGCUGCCGUCAACCCCAAGUCGGACGAGAAUCCACCCCGCGACCCCCUUGACCAGAGUUUCACCGACUGCCGGGCUGCUUUCAAAAGCAAAACGACAUGGGAAAUCAUCAGGGCGUACAUCGUCUACACCCUUUGUUCCUCGAACUACCUCGUCGAGAACAACAUGCAGAUUAUGAAAAUAAGUCAGAAAAUUCUUGGCAAAAGGCUGUUCAACUGGUUCAUGAAGGGUACGUUCUAUGGCCACUUUGUGGCUGGCGAAAAUCAAGUGACGAUCAAGCCGACCAUCGACAGACUGCGUUCCUUUGGAGUCAAGUCCAUCCUCGAUUACUCAGUUGAGGAGGACAUCAGUACCGAGGAGGCUCAGAGACGAGAAACUGAGAUUCACGAUGGGUCGUGCGUUUCUGAAGCAGGUGAUGAUCAAUCUCAAGGGACUAUCAAAAGAUACCACAGCCACCAAGAAUUCGCAGACAGGCGAUACAAAGUCGACAGUGCAAGAACUUACUUCUAUCUCAAUGAGGCGCAGUGCGAGAGGAACAUGGAGAUUUUCUUGCGAUGCUUGGAAGCAGUUUCAGGUACAACAUCCGGCACCGGAAUAACUGCUGUGAAACUGACUGCGCUUGGUCGACCCCAACUUUUGCUGCAACUUUCUGAGGUCAUCAUGAGGGCUCGUCGCUACUUUGAAGAGUUGACUGGUCACCACGGAAGUAUCAUUGGACACCAUGUAAAACCUGAAGAACUCGCUGAAAAGUUUGGAAAGGCUAGGCUAAUUAAUGAUGUGCAAGUUCAACAUUUCCUUGACAAACUGACCUACGACAAGAAAGGUGUGAUCCAUCUCUUCCCUUGGUCUGGCAUUAUUGAUGAAGAUGCUCAACUGAGCGAAACCUUCAGACUGCCUGACCUGAAAACAGGUCGCAUGGUACGCUUAAUUUCCCAGCUAACGCCAAAGGAGGAGGAAAUGUUCCGAAACAUGAUUCGCCGCAUUGACACUCUCUGCAAGUGUGCCAAAGCGCUUGACGUGCGCAUCAUGGUAGAUGCGGAGCAAACCUACUUCCAGCCGGCCAUCACUCGAAUCACUCUUGAAAUGAUGAGGAAGCACAACAAGGAAAAGGCCAUCAUGUUCAACACUUACCAAUGCUACCUGAAGGAGGCAUUCAACAACGUCAGCACCGACUUGGAGCAAGCCAAGAGACAAAACUUCUAUUUUGGAGCCAAGCUAGUGCGUGGAGCAUAUCUUGAACAGGAGCGUGCUCGUGCUGAAGCGCUUGGAUAUGAUGAUCCAACAAACCCAUCAUUUGAAGCGACAUCUGAGAUGUACCAGAAGACCUUGAGCGAGUGCUUGAGGCGCAUCAAGGAUGGCAAAUCCAAAGGAGAGGGCAAAAAGAUUGCUAUUAUGGUGGCUAGUCACAACGAGGACACAGUUCGAUUCACUCUCAACGCGAUGAAUGAAUAUGGAAUCUCUCCUGAAGACAAAGUCAUUUGUUUCGGUCAAUUGCUGGGCAUGUGUGACUACAUCACCUUCCCACUUGGUCAGUCUGGCUACUCAGUGUACAAAUAUAUCCCAUACGGGCCAGUUGAUGAGGUGCUACCGUAUCUCUCUCGACGCGCUCAAGAGAACAAGGGCAUCUUAAAGAAGAUUAAGAAAGAAAAGUCCCUCUUGUUGCAAGAACUGAGCAGGCGACUUGCAAGGGGCCAGCUGUACUACACACCCAAAGGUAACUACCGGCCCAUCUAAAGCGAAAAGCAGUAAUGUGAUCCCCUUUUAUUUUACGAGUGGUUAAAACAACUAUAAGCUCCAUCAGUGUGAUUAAACUAAUAGUUAGCUACAUUGUAAACGAGUUCCAUGGAGAACCACAUGGUAGUGGCAUUGGUGGGAUGAUUGUCGAGUAUUAGAUAACGUUAAAAAGAAAAAUAGUACUUAAGCGAUAAUUAGAGAACGAAAGGAUGCGACACAAGCUGGUCUGUCAUAUCUUGUUACCUAUUCAACGUAAUUAUUUUGGAAAAAGAGAUGGUGAACAUCUGUGUCCAUGCCCCCCGAAUCGCAGCGAUCAUGUUUUAAUAGGGAACGCAUCAAACUGAAGAUCAAAAAGAUAAUUUCUUGCCAAGAGUCAGUCUUUAUGUCCUUUUACAGGAAAACUUAAAUGUGUACUUUGAGAAUAUGACUGGUGUUGUUGUUUAUUAUUAAUUGGUCAUACUGAGGAAUUAAAAGGUGGGAUUAUUACACUAGUGAAUGAAUUGCGGAAACAUAAAAAGUAUUAUUCUCUAUAAACUUGGAAACAGUGCAAGUAUGCUGACGCAGAUCUCUGAUUUCACAAGGAAUGAAUCUCUUGAUCAUUUUGCCAAGAGGCCUAAGCAGCGUUUUGUUAAAUGCCUUCGGAGAAACGUUUGUAUAUUGAAACAAAUAAUAUUUUGAAAAAGAAUCGAAACUGAACAGUAUUUUUGUGCCGAAUUGAAUCUCGAGAUAUGAUUGACACAAAGUAUUAUUUAUUUGUCGUUUCGUCACUAUUUUGUGAGUGUAACAUGUUCAACCUGGUUAUUUAUUUCCUUGGAGUUUUCAAAUUCACACUAUUAGUUUUAAGUCUUGGAAUAGGCCCUUAAUUCUUGCUAGCUGAGUACAUGACACAGUAGAAAAACUAAGUAAAUAAACACAGAAAUCUAACGCAAAACAGAUAUAUCAUUCCUCAUAAGUGAGGUCUUUGGGUUGCCUUGGUGCUCAUGUAUCCAUUUUUGUUUUUCAUUUAAUGUGCGUGUUAAUAUUCUGUAUAACAAUAAUUUAAUUUCAAUCUUUUACUACCUGUGUAACGACUGUUCUUUUUUAUGAAAAGGAUUUCUGUCAAACAAAGCAGACUGUAUGUUUUUGAACGUAUUGAGCAUUAUGUUAUGUACUGAAGGGUGAAGGUAGGCAACCCUAGACCUAGAUUUUUGUACAACAGAUUGCUCUGCACUUCUUUUAUUGUCAAUGGCUAGUCGAAACUGUGUAAAAACAACCUCUCGCAACAAGCAGGUGGAAGUUCCCAAAGUGCAUUUCAUUACUAUUUGUUUAAUCCUUGCAUUUAGAUUAUAAUUUCUGAAGGAUUCUUUAAGUGUUAUACCCUCAGAAAGAUGCUGUAAGAGAGGUUUUGGCUUUGGCAUGUUGAGAUUAUGUCUUUUCAAUCCAUACAAAUUUUUACACAACAAGGAUCCGUCAUUUAACUUGGUGAAGAAGAAAGAGUGAUAUGUCCGAGACAAUAAAAAUUUCUUUCAUGUUCAACGCA
Messenger RNA from Cloeon dipterum, 3570 nucleotides. It is a transcript of the gene slgA, whose product is annotated as proline dehydrogenase slgA. Bases 201 to 2051 code for a protein of 616 amino acids. The transcript is spliced from 12 exons. NCBI's taxonomy places the organism in Eukaryota, Metazoa, Arthropoda, Insecta, Ephemeroptera, Baetidae. Gene Ontology annotation, cellular component: mitochondrion. Gene Ontology annotation, molecular function: FAD binding; proline dehydrogenase activity. The record is from RefSeq and is a predicted model, not a curated record.